CGGAAAGAAGCGUCAUCCUUUCUGAUGUAGAGCGGCACGGCGGCCUUUCUUUGCUGCUCUACGUUUCCCUUGAGCUGUCCUUUCUUGUCCCCGUUAUUCAGCUCUAAAUUUCUCCAGCCAUGACUCGAAAGUCGCUAAUUCUCGCCGCUUGCCUGCUGCUUCUGGCCACCGCGGGCUUGGAGGUUUCAGCGGACGGUUUGGUGAACGAGGAGGUAAAGAGGACAGUGGACCUGGGGAGUCAUCUGGCCAAGAUCACCGCGGAGAUCGUCCUGUCCAACCAGGGAAACUCUGCCGUCCACAGCUUCCUAUUAGCGGUGGAGCCUGACCUGGCCCCGCACUUGGCGUACAUCGGAGCUUCGGUGAAGGGUGAUGAGGAGGAGGAUGGGACACUUGAACUUCAAAAGGCAUCAACUCCGGGCCAAAGUGGUAUUUUUUACAAAGUGCAGCUGCCCUCCAGUCUGGCAGCAGGGGCUCAAGUAAAAGCCAAGGUGGAAAUGACGUUGAGCCACGUCCUGAAGCCCUUCCCCACACACAUCACGCAGGCUGAGCGCCAGCUGGUGGUCUUUCAGGGGAACCACUACAUGUACUCCCCCUAUCCCACCCGCAGCCAGACCACCCGAGUCCGCCUGGCCUCCAAGACUGUGGAAACCUACACCAAGCUGGGUAACCCCAGCAAGAACGACGAGAUCAUUGAGUACGGACCUUUCCGUGACGUGGCGCCGUUCAGCGAGGAUACGAUGAAGAUCCAUUACGAAAACAACUCGCCCUUCCUCACCAUCAGUAGCAUCGUUCGAACCAUUGAAGUGUCUCACUGGGGUAACAUUGCUGUAGAGGAAACUAUCGACUUGAGGCACACCGGGGCCGUCCUGAAGGGGCCGUUUUCGCGCUACGAUUAUCAGCGGCAGUCAGACAGCGGCAUCUCAUCUGUGAAAUCCUUCAAGACUAUCCUUCCUGCCUCCGCUCAGGACGUCUACUACAGAGAUGAGAUUGGCAACAUUUCCACCUCCCACCUGCAGGUUCUGGAUGAUUCAGUGGAGGUGGAGGUCAGGCCUCGCUUCCCCUUGUUCGGAGGCUGGAAGACCCACUACAUCAUCGGCUACAAUCUGCCCAGCUACGAGUACCUUUACACUCUGGGUGACCAGUAUGCACUGAAGAUGAGACUGGUUGACCAUGUGUAUGACGACCAGGUGAUCGAUUCCCUUACUGUGAAAAUCAUCCUGCCAGAGGGAGCCAGAAACAUCCAUGUGGAUACACCGUACAAGAUCGAUCGCAUGCCAAACCAGCUGCACUAUACGUAUCUGGAUACGUUUGGCCGGCCAGUGCUGAUCGCCACAAAGAACAACCUAGUGGAGCAUCACAUUCAGGAUGUUGUGGUUCAUUAUAACUUCAACAGGAUCCUGAUGCUGCAGGAGCCUCUCUUGGUUGUAGCGGCCUUCUACAUCCUCUUCUUCACAGUCAUCAUUUAUGUCCGCCUGGACUUUGCCAUCACAAAGGACCCCGCGGCUGAGGUGCGCAUGAAGGUGGCCUCCAUCACCGAGCAAGUGCUGACUCUGGUCAACAAGCGCCUGGGUCUGUUCCGGCACAUGGACGAGGUGGUCAACCGCUACAAGCAGUCCCGCGACACCGGGGCGCUCAACAGCGGCCGGAAGACCCUGGAGGCCGACCACCGCGCUCUCACCGUCGAAAUCACCUCGCUGCAGGCGCGCCUCAAGGCCGAGGGCUCCGACUUGGCCGAGAAGGUCGCGGAGGUGCAGAAGCUGGACGGACAGGUGAAAGAGCUGGUGUCCCGCUCCUGCCAGGAGGCCGAGCGGCUGGUGGCGGGAAAGGUGAAGAAGGAAGCGUACAUCGAGAGCGAGAAGACUCUGACCGCUAAGAGACAGGAGCUGGUCGGGCGCAUCGACAGUCUGCUGGACGCCCUCUAAACCAGCCGCGACGCAUCAGCACGCAUUAACAGACACACACACUAUCCGACUGUUUGUAUGAAUGAGAGUUAAAGGAAAUGUGACAGAAAUGCUCACUUUUUCUUUUUUUUUCUUUCUUACUGUCUUUGAACCCAGUCACGGACAGUUAACAUCUUCUGGUAGUGAUGGGUUUAUCCAAACAUGUGUGUGCCUUGUGGUAAACUUGAGGUCACUGCGCGCUCAAUUUUACAGCACAGAAGUCACAACUUUUGGCUUUUUUUUGUUUUGUUUUUUGUUUGUCUACUUUUGAGUUUGUUGAGCUACAUUUAAACUUUGUCACAGUGCUCACAAGUGAGACCUGACUGUUCAAAUCUGAAACCUUUUUUUCUUUUCUUUUUUUUCUUCCCCUCUUAAUGAUGUAUGGCUAUGGGACUUUUAUUUUGGAAACUAAUAGGAGAAGGGCCCAAGUGUUUCCGUUCUCAUGUCUUUACUCUCAUCGGCCGUACUCUAAGGUUGAAUCUCUAGCGCUCAAGUAUUAAGGAGAUCUUCAUUCAACCACGUCUCUUAUGCACUUACAACCUUUUUUUCUACGCACCCACAACUGACGUUUAUAUUUUAACAAAUUUGAAGCUCUGAUUCCACGCCGUCUCAAAUGUUUGUUUUUGAUCAUCAGUCAUAUUUUCUACAUUUUGUAUGAUUUUUGUUUCGUAAGUCGUGUUUUUGACCAUGAGAUUAGUGAAUACAUGAGAUUAGGUUGCAUGCGAGUAAAGACAUGAGAGAUGGGACGCCGGUUGGGGGCAAUGCUGUGGAAAGCUGUCAAAUUUGAAAUAAAGUGUUGAUAAAUUCA
This is a messenger RNA of Gasterosteus aculeatus aculeatus (three-spined stickleback), 2748 nucleotides long. RefSeq names its product ribophorin I (gene rpn1). Gene Ontology annotation, cellular component: membrane; oligosaccharyltransferase complex. The record is from RefSeq and is a predicted model, not a curated record. Lineage: Eukaryota; Metazoa; Chordata; Actinopteri; Perciformes; Gasterosteidae.